This is a messenger RNA of Neltuma alba, 1449 nucleotides long. RefSeq names its product anthocyanidin 3-O-glucosyltransferase 6-like. NCBI's taxonomy places the organism in Eukaryota, Viridiplantae, Streptophyta, Magnoliopsida, Fabales, Fabaceae. The record is from RefSeq and is a predicted model, not a curated record. Gene Ontology annotation, molecular function: UDP-glucosyltransferase activity. The transcript has a single exon. The coding region runs from base 1 to 1449 and encodes 482 amino acids.
AUGAAAUCGCAGCUCGUUUUUGUGCCGUGUCCCGGCAUGGGUCACCUUGUAUCCCUCGUCGAAUUCGCUAAGCUUCUCAUCACCCACUAUCAACGCCUUUCCAUCACCCUCCUCGUCAUCAAACCACCAUUUGACGACGCCGUCGAUGCCUACAUCCACUCCCUCACUUCUUCCGGUUCCUUCCCAACUCGUCUUCGGUUCACUCUCCUUCCUCCGCACCCCAACCCUACCAGAUCUCACCCUCUUCAUCUAUCUUCCUUCUUGGACUCUCUCAUCGAAAGCCAGAAGCUCGACGUCAGAGAUGCCGUGUCCAAACUCAUCUCGGCCCCUGACUCGCCCCGCCUUGCCGGCUUCGUGGUGGAUAUGUUUUGCACCACCAUGAUUGAUGUAGCCGCCGAGUUCCGUGUUCCGGCCAUCGUCUUCUUCACAUCGAGCGCUGCUUUUCUGGGCUUCUCGCUUCAUGUUCACACCCUCAGGGAGCGAGAGAAAGUUGAUACGACUGCGCUUAACUUCACGGAGUCGGGCACUGCGUUUGCGAUCCCGAGUUUCGAUAGCCAUGUUCCUGCCAAUGUUUUCCCAAGUGUUAUGUUGGACAAGGAAUGGGCGAAAUUUUUCUUCAGCCAUGCAUGCAGGAUUAAGAAAGCAAAGGGCGUAAUUGUGAAUACGUUCGAGGAGCUCGAAUCCCAUGCAGUUCAGUCAUUCUCCAACAGUGAUCUCACCGUUUAUCCCGUGGGACCCAUCUUAAGCGCAGGGGAAAACAGGACAGUUCCACAAGGAUCAGAUCAUGUCAUGAAGUGGCUUGAUGAUCAACCUACUUCGUCUGUUCUAUUCUUGUGCUUUGGAAGUAGGGGUUAUUUCGAUGAGGAUAAUCAAGUGAAGGAAAUUGCACGCGCUCUUGAAACAAGUAGGGUCCACUUCGUGUGGUCUCUACGGAAACCCCCACCCAAGGGCUCGGUGGAAGCGCCGGGUGAUUACUCCGACCUGGAAGAAGUACUACCCGAAGGAUUCUUGAAGCGGACGGCUGAGAUUGGAAGAGUCAUAGGAUGGGCGCCCCAGGCCCAGAUCUUGGCCCACAGGGCGGUGGGAGGCUUUGUGUCUCAUUGCGGGUGGAAUUCGAUACUGGAGAGUGUACACUACGGUGUGCCCAUCGCCACGUGGCCGCUUUAUGCGGAGCAACAAACGAACGCAUUCCAAUUGGUGCGCGAGUUGAAGAUGAGUGUGGAGAUCUCAUUGGAUUACAGGGGGAAAGGGGGCAAUAAUGUAAGCAAAUCGGGGGUGAUAAGUGCAGAGAGGAUAGAGGAAGGAAUAAAAGAAGUGAUGGAGAAGGAGCGUGAGGUGAGGAAGAAGGUGAAGGAGAUGAGCGAGAUGAGCAAGAAGGCUUUGAUGGAGGGUGGAUCUUCCUUCUCCUAUCUGGGACGCUUUGUUCGUGAUAUUCUGAAUUAUGAUUGA